Messenger RNA from Magnolia sinica, 2832 nucleotides. Its product is annotated as casein kinase 1-like protein 10. The transcript is spliced from 14 exons. Gene Ontology annotation, biological process: endocytosis; peptidyl-serine phosphorylation; signal transduction. Bases 970 to 2358 code for a protein of 462 amino acids. Lineage: Eukaryota; Viridiplantae; Streptophyta; Magnoliopsida; Magnoliales; Magnoliaceae. Gene Ontology annotation, molecular function: ATP binding; protein serine/threonine kinase activity. The record is from RefSeq and is a predicted model, not a curated record. Gene Ontology annotation, cellular component: cytoplasm; nucleus.
GGAAAAAGAAAAAUCUCGCCAGCUUUCCCUCAUCAUUCUCUCUUUUCUUCUUUUCCUCUCUCUCUUUCUCAUUACAUUCAUUUCCGAUAAAACCCCUGAAAAUUUUCCGAAAUUUGAGAGGCGAAAUCGUCUCCUUUCGUCUUCAGAUCUGCUGACAGAGAGAUCGAAAUUUCCACACCCUUUUCCCCUUGAAAUUCGCCGCAUUUGAUUCUGUUUUGUCUUUCUUCACGGUAAAAAGUUCUCAUUCUUUCUGCAUUUUUCUUCUGGAUCGAAGCAUCUUGAUUCAGAAUCCGUUCCAUCGCAUUCUACGAAUUUCUCUUUGUUUUCUGAGAAUUAGGGAUAGCGAUACGGCGGUAGCCGGAGAUUUGGUGUGUCGAUUCGUUCGGUAUUCUAGAUUUAGGGUUUUCGAUUUGAGGUUGACGGAUGAUUAGGAAAUUGGUUGAUUUAGGGUUUUAAAUGAGAGCUGAAGGUGAUUAUUAGGGUUCUCAGUUUUUUUCCUUUAACAUUUGGAGGUUUGGAGAUUUUUUUUUUUUUUUGGGUAGACAAUCGAAGAGUGGUUGGUAUUUUUUCGAUUGGAAUCGAGAUUUUUAGGUUUUGUGCGUUUCUCUUUGGAGAUUUGGGAUUUUUUUGGUUGAUUAUCGUAGAAGGUAGUGAUUAGUGAGGUUUUUGAUUGUUUAGUGCUGUGGGGUGAAAUUUACAUGGUUUGACGGGUCUUUUCUGGUAUAUUGGGAGGAUUUGGGAGCAUUUUUGGGUGGAUAGUUGGAGAAAGGUCCGGUCUUUGCUUUAAUUGGCGCUGAACUGAGAGAUUUUUCUGGUAUUUUCUACAUUGGUGAGGGAAGUUUAGGGAUUUAUUGAGAUAGGAAUUGGAGAUUUAUUCGUGGAUUAGGUUGGAAUCAACUAAGAGAAGGAUCUGGUGGCAAUCCUUUGUGGAUCCGAUUGGAUUCAGCUUCUUUUUAACUGGAUUAGAUCAUGGAGCACGUCAUUGGUGGAAAGUUUAAUCUCGGAAGGAAGAUUGGGAGCGGAUCUUUUGGCGAGCUUUAUCUAGGCGUUAAUAUACAAAGUGGAGAGGAAGUGGCCAUUAAGCUGGAACCUGUGAAAACUAAGCAUCCUCAGCUUCAUUAUGAAUCUAAAUUGUAUAUGCUUCUUCAAGGAGGGACGGGAAUUCCCCAUCUGAAGUGGUUUGGAGUGGAGGGCCAGUACAAUGUCAUGGUUAUUGACCUUCUUGGUCCCAGCCUGGAAGACUUGUUCAACUACUGCAAUAGGAAGUUUACAUUAAAAACUGUGCUUAUGCUUGCAGAUCAGUUAAUUAAUCGGGUCGAGUAUAUGCACUCAAGGGGUUUUCUUCAUCGCGAUAUAAAGCCCGACAACUUUCUUAUGGGUUUAGGGCGUAAAGCUAAUCAGGUAUAUAUCAUCGAUUAUGGCCUUGCAAAAAAGUAUAGGGAUCUCCAAACUCAUAAGCACAUACCAUACAGGGAAAACAAGAAUCUCACAGGAACAGCUCGGUAUGCGAGUGUAAAUACCCACCUUGGAGUUGAACAAAGCAGGAGAGAUGAUCUGGAGUCUCUUGGAUAUGUGCUUAUGUAUUUCUUAAGAGGAAGCCUUCCCUGGCAGGGUUUGAAAGCUGGCACUAAAAAGCAGAAGUAUGACAAAAUCAGCGAAAAAAAGAUGUUAACCCCUGUAGAGGUGCUAUGCAAAUCAUACCCAUCAGAGUUCAUUUCAUACUUCCACUACUGUCGAUCCUUGCGGUUUGAGGACAAGCCAGAUUACUCAUAUUUGAAGAGGCUUUUUCGUGACCUCUUUAUUCGUGAAGGUUAUCAAUUCGACUAUGUAUUUGACUGGACUAUAUUGAAGUACCCUCAGAUUGGUGCCAAUUCAAGAGCACGGCAGCCUAGUGGAAAAACAGCCACAACUGCAGAAAGGCCAGAAAGGACCUCAGUGGGACAAGAGAUUCGGGAUAGAUUCUCAGGUGCAGUUGAAGCAUUUGCUAGACGAAAUACUUCAGGUUCUGGUUUGCAUGGCGAUCACUACAAGCACAAGGGUUUGGAGGAUCCAGCUGCAUCAUCCAAGGAUGCGGGUCCUGAUUCUAAUCGAGGCCAUGGUUCUUCCUCUCGGAAUGGCAGCGUGUCAAAGAGGGCUGUCGUCUCAAGCAGCCGGCCCAGCUCCUCUGGCGAGCCCGGUGACCAGCUUGGCCGCACAAGCCGAUUUACAGCCAUCGGUCGCCCAUCUUCUGCACAAAGGGUCCAACCCGUAGUUGACUCCAGGUCCUCCCACACCCGCACUGGGGUCAUGAGAAGCUCCCGUGAUGACCCACUUCGGAGCUUUGAGUUCUUAUCCAUCGGCACAGAGAAGAGAAAGUGAAAUGAGAAGGAAGAAUACAGAGAGGGCAGUUGGUAAGAGAUUGCUGCUCUCUAAAGGGAAACACAUAUCCCAUCACUGCUUGUUUGAGCUUUUCCUUCUCAGCAUUUGUUACUCCAGCACCCCCUUUUUUCCCUUAAAAUCCAGAUGGUGGUAAUACAUGUAUAUGCAAUCAUCCAAUCUCUCUGCGACUCUUCAUCACAGCUGAAGUUGGCAUUAGUAUCAUCAAUUCAUGAUAUAGGAAGUGUCAGGUUUUAAGAACAUUUCCAGUUGAUCUCUCUUUCUGAGGCUUUGAGCACUGUUAUAUGGUGUGCUUUAGAGUGACACUCAUUCAAGGAAGCAAAAAGGAAGAGUUCACUUGGAGGAGUUGUUGUUGAUAUAUGAGAACCUUCUUGUUACUUCAUCAUCAUCAUCAUCAUCAUCAUCAUCUUUUUUUUUAUUCCUUGUAUUAAUAAAUACCUGUUGGUUUUUGCUCGA